This is a messenger RNA of Dendroctonus ponderosae (mountain pine beetle), 567 nucleotides long. RefSeq names its product protein bicaudal C-like. Lineage: Eukaryota; Metazoa; Arthropoda; Insecta; Coleoptera; Curculionidae. The coding region runs from base 118 to 552 and encodes 144 amino acids. The record is from RefSeq and is a predicted model, not a curated record. Gene Ontology annotation, molecular function: RNA binding. The transcript has 3 exons.
GACAAUGUUCGAUAUUCCCACUAUCAGUCUGUUCGAAAACAUUCUGAAGACCUCGUGGACUUAUUCGAAUCGGGAAAAUCGGUACCAUUUUUCCAGCUGCUUUUCACUUGUGUCGAAAUGGCGUGCAAUUUUUUAUCGUUGCCCAAAACGAGCGAAAAGCCUAAAUCCACGGACUCGAUGUCGGAAGUUUCCGAAAGCGGUACCACGACUUCAGGAUGGGCAUCACGCUGGGACUCCCGAGAAGACCUACGCGACUUGAUAUCCAGAUUGGGACUCAAUGAUGCCUCCGAGCUCUAUCAGGAACGAUUCAGAGUGGAUCGCUCCAAGCUAGAGAAAAUGAUCACUGAUAACAAUUUUGCUUUAUUUCCCGCUGAUGUGUUUUUCGCGCAAGUGAUGGAAGACACCGACACGAUCAUCACAUGGCCGAACAAGCUGAAAAUUGGGGCCAAAUCCAAAAAGGAUCCUCAUGUUAGAAUAGCGGGCAGGCCUGAAGAUGUGCAAUGUGCCAAAGACCGGAUUUUAACCAUAUUAAGCACGAGGGUAAGUACCUGACUUGCUCAGCGUUCU